AUGUCUAGACCAAAUAUAAAGUCGGUCCUCAAUAGUCAUUUUCAAUUUGCAAAGAAAAAACCGAAUAUACCUUCUAAACCAUCAGAUAAAGUUGAUACAAAGAUAAAUAAACAGAAAUUAAUUGAAGAAAAAAGUUUCCCUAUUGUUAAGAUCACAGAGUCAAAUCGAUGUGAUGUUUUAACAGAAAAUAAUGAAAAGGCUAAACCUAUUCAAGAAAAAUUGUGUGGUAAUGAAAUUCCUAAAAAAACUAUAUCAGAAACCUUUAAAACAAUUAUAUCUUCAAAUGAUGAUUCAAAUAUUAUAUCUAAAAAAAAGAAGUCUAUUUCUAAGAAAUCAUCUAACGUAUCAGAGGAUAGUAUUGGGGAGAUCAAAAAACCUAAAGAGAACUAUCAACUUUGGAAUAUUCCUCUCUCAAGCAAAUUUAAAGGCAAAGAAUUUGAUAAAAAAUUAUUAACUGUGCAAGAUCUAAUACAUUAUAAUCCAGUCGCCAAUCCUAUAAUCAAAAAACCCAAAGUGGUACACAAAGAAGAUGAUCCAGAUAAUGAUUUGCUGUUUAAAGAUCCCGAACAAACGUCAACAGUUCAAAAUAACUGCAUAACUCCAUGCAUCAAACAAGGUAUUGAUGACAAAAUUAUAAUUGAUCCAGAAACAUUAACUUUAAAUGAGACUGGUCUUGAAGAAAAACGAGAAGAAUUGGCCAAAUCUAAAGUUAUUGAAGAAUCUGCAUACCAUUCUAGAAGUUAUUCUUAUAAACGCAAAAAAGAAGCUUCUCGAAAACAAUGGUCCAAAGAAGAAACACUCAAAUUUUACAAAUGUUUGAUGAAUUUUGGUACUGACUUUUCUAUGAUUCAGCAAUAUUGUCCUAAUCGAACUCGAACUCAAAUCAAACAAAAAUUUUUAAUAGAAGAGAAAAGAAAUCUUCAGCUUGUGAAUUUUGCUCUAACUAAUACAACACAUUUUGAUAGUGCUAGCAUUGAAUAUAUGCUUGAAAAUGAUAAAACCAAAGGAAAAGUAUUUGAAAAACUUGAUAAAAGUGCAGACCCAGAAGUCAGCCCUAAAAAAAUUGAUCGUAGGCUUCGUAAAAAUGUAAUACGGGUAACUUAUAGAAAAAUGAUCAUGACUUCCUAUUAUUUUGAAGAUGAAAUUGAAAUAAAGAAUAAAAGAAAACGUCCAACUGAAAUAUUCACUGCACAGAAAUUAAAAAAAGCGCUAGCCAAUAUGCCAAGUGUAAAGAACAAGUGUAAUAGGCCUUCAAGCUCUGAAAUAGUUACAAAUAAAGAAAGCUUAAAACAAGAUUUUCAUGAAGAAUAUGAGGAAUGUAUUACUGAGUAUGAAGAAUCAAAUAGCGAAUAA
Messenger RNA from Macrosiphum euphorbiae (potato aphid), 1353 nucleotides. The record is from the annotation of a GenBank genome assembly. NCBI's taxonomy places the organism in Eukaryota, Metazoa, Arthropoda, Insecta, Hemiptera, Aphididae.